This is a messenger RNA of Sitodiplosis mosellana (orange wheat blossom midge), 2614 nucleotides long. Its product is annotated as eukaryotic translation initiation factor 2-alpha kinase 1-like. The record is from RefSeq and is a predicted model, not a curated record. Gene Ontology annotation, molecular function: ATP binding; protein kinase activity. The transcript has 4 exons. The coding region runs from base 190 to 2568 and encodes 792 amino acids. Gene Ontology annotation, biological process: protein phosphorylation. Lineage: Eukaryota; Metazoa; Arthropoda; Insecta; Diptera; Cecidomyiidae.
ACUCUAUGUUAUGUCAAAACAUUCGCAUGUCGAGAACACGGUGACAGUUCCGUAAGCAAUACAAAUAAACACGAAUACGAUUUCAUUGCCUCUUCGUUAGUAUUUUAUUUUUAAUAAUUCGUGUUAAUUUCAAACAAUGAACAUUCAAUAACACCUGAACAUUUGGUGGGCAAAUUAACAUCCAACAAAAUGGAAUCAGACGAAGAAUCGGAACAAGUAAGCGAUUGGACUCACUUAGACAGCUUGAAAACAUUCGAAUGGGUUGAACAUGAAUCAUCACCAUUGUCAAAUUUGCUUCAUCAAUCGCCCGCCUGCAGCAUGAAUACCGACCAUUUUGAUAGUUCCACUAAAUUAGUUGAUAAUACGGCGAGUGUACGGGAUAAUUUCAUUGAACAAUUGGCGACGAAAGCAAGCGCUCCAGUCAGUCUGUUGGUGGAAAGUCUGGUACAGCAGCUAUGUUCAAUGAUCGAACCGGAUCAAUCGAAUGCCGAAAAUUUGUAUAAAACCAUUUGCAAGCAGCUGCAUCGCAUGAAUUUAAUCGAUGAGACUUUUAAGAUGGGGGAAUUUGAUGUUAUGCGAAGUCAAUAUCAAAGAGCACUGUAUCAAUUGGCGACUGUGGCGCGCGGAACUAGCAAAAUUCCGCUCAACCUUCAGUCAGUAUGGCCUCUCAGUGAUUCGGCCAGCAUGCAGUGGUCAAGGUAUCAUCGCGAAUUUGAAGAGCUCAACUUUGUUGCCGGUGGCGGUUUUGGUCGCGUAUAUCGUGCUAGGAAUAAGCUGGAUGGCAUUGAGUAUGCCGUGAAAAAAGUCACCAUCAAAUAUCGAACCAUCAAACGAGUCUUGUCACAUUUGGCCGAAGUGAAAACGUUCGCCAGCUUAAAUCAUAAUAACAUUGUGCCAUAUAAAGCCGCCUGGUUAGAACCACUGUUUGACGAUCCAUCCAACCGGCCGAGAGUUACCGAUGGAAAACACUUACAAAAACAUCUUGCCAAUAGAAAAAGAAGUAACGGAAAAAAGGCAUCAAAAAUCUCUUCAUUAUCAAAAGGUUUUGAAGUGGCAAUAUUUGAUGUUGAUUCAAAACUCAGUGCCACCACAAACAACGACGAAGAAGAAAGUGAAAGUGAAACGGAAACCUCCGAAUCGGACGGCGAAACCGGUCCUGAUAAACCGAUUGCCGAUUGUCGAAAUCACCUUCAACUGCCAACGAAUAAUCAUGCGGACGAAUCAUCGGAUUUUAUCCAGUUCCAGGCAACGCACGACGAUGUUGUGGACGGUGCGAAUUUGUCGGCUAUGGAAUCGGCGCCUGAUAAACGUCUUGUCAAACCGAAUGAAAAUCAUCCGAAUAAUAAUUUCAUCAAAGGAAAUUUAGAAUUUGAUGAGUCACAGCCACAUUUGAAAUUGAAAUGGGCCACCUUGUACAUACAGAUGUCAUUUCGUCCAUUGACUCUUCGGGCAUGGCUUGAUGAGCGAAAUAAAAACAGUGAUUUCAAUGAGUUCUAUCAGAAGUUCAUCGAAAAAUCGGUACGACAAUGGGAUCGUACUAUUAUUGAAGAUGAUGAAGAUGAUGAGGUGAAUCGGAAUGCGACAACCGGAGCAGUAACUAAAUUUAAGGAUAAAACAACAGCCCGUUGGCGCUUAUCAGCCUCAAUGUCAAGCACAUCACUCGAGAAAACACUUGCCAAAACAUGGGAUUCAUUGGAUGUCACACAGACCAUUUUCACUCAAGCAUUGAGCGGAUUACGGUACAUCCAUCUUCAGAACAUUGUUCACCAUGACAUUAAGCCUUCGAAUAUUUUCAUCGGUUGUGAAAAGAACGGAGAACUUUAUGUUCAACUCGGUGAUUUUGGUUUAGCUUGCCCACUGCAAGCCAAACACUCACCGGAUUCUAUGAUCGGUACAAUAACAUACGCGGCGCCGGAACAGCUCAAGGGACACUGUGAUCCCAAAUCAGAUAUAUACAGUUUGGGGAUAAUUUUGCUUGAGCUACUCAUUCCAUUCAGCACAGACAUGGAACGCUUGAAGACCAUCGAAGCAGCUCGAAAAGGUGUUCUCCCAUCAAAUAUACCACCGAAAUUUUUGAAUUUACUUAAAGCUCUUCUCCAGAAGCACACAAAACGUCCGGAUGCGGUGGGAACAUUUGAUUUGUUGACAAAACUGGAGCUUUGGAAUGGUAACAGUGAUUCAAUACAUGAGAAUACAUCACAGCGCAAUGGUGAUCUGCAGAGUCAAUUAACUCAGAUAACUGAUGAGCUAAAUCAGUUGAAAAUGCAAUUAGCAUCACCAUUGGCCAAUGACAGUUUAAAAGACAUUCGUACCAACAUUCCAAAUGUCUCUGUCGAAGGCGGUGAUUUAGCAACUAUAGCGAGUUCGGAGAGCUUCUCGUUUGUUAGCCAAACAGCAGAGCAGACAACCGUAUUCAAAUCCUUUGGAUUAGAUUUGGAUGAGGAUAAGGAUAAGGAUAGAAAAAUCCAGAUUUUAAGCAAUAAGCUCAUUGAAUCUGAUAAGGAGGCCAACGAACUUAAAAAAGAAAUUGAACGCUUACGUGAUAUAAUCAAUCAAAGACCCGGAUAAUAGCACCGAUUUAAAAAAGAACAAAACAAAUUGAAGUCCAUUGACA